This is a messenger RNA of Silurus meridionalis, 1876 nucleotides long. Its product is annotated as protein naked cuticle homolog 2-like. Bases 191 to 1342 code for a protein of 383 amino acids. The transcript has 10 exons. Gene Ontology annotation, cellular component: cytoplasm. The record is from RefSeq and is a predicted model, not a curated record. Gene Ontology annotation, biological process: negative regulation of Wnt signaling pathway. Gene Ontology annotation, molecular function: calcium ion binding. NCBI's taxonomy places the organism in Eukaryota, Metazoa, Chordata, Actinopteri, Siluriformes, Siluridae.
UUUGUGCCUCAGAGGGCAAAAAGCCUGAAGUGGAAUCAUCUCCCACGUCGGAAACCACACCACUUCUCCUACAUCCCGGUAUGGACAAUCCCACAUGCAGCCCUGCCACUUCAGUCCUCCUCCACCAGUCAUGGCUGAGAGAAGCGUUCACAAUUUCCUAACUGGCUAAUUAGAAGCAUUAGAAACAAAGAUGGGACUUUUGCACUCAAAAAAUGCUUGUAAACGCAGGGAAAGUCCAGAAGGUGGAAUUUUGGCGACAGGUUCUUUCCUCCUGCAGGGAGAGUCGACUCAUCUGAGCGAGUCAGACAGAAUCCGAAACAAGCAGGGUAUGUGUGGUACAGAGCUAAGGGAAGACCACUUCUUGGAUCAUGACUGCCCUCUGGAGGUAUUCUUGCCACCAGAGAGAGCAGCUGAAUUCCAAAGUUACAAAGUUUCACCAGAAAACGGAGACCCCUCCAGGAGGAACGCAAAAAAUGAUCACAUUGAGUGUAAUGUGCCUACAGUGGAUGAAAAUCAGCAAGAGUGGGUGUUUACUUUGUAUGAUUUUGAUAACAGUGGCAGAGUAACCAAAGAGGAUAUGUCCAGCCUGAUGCAUACCAUUUAUGAGGUAGUGGAAGCGUCUGUCAAACAGUCAGCACUCUGCGAUAGCAAAACUCUGCGUGUCAAACUGACUGUAACUCCUUCAAUCUCCAGCAGCAGAAGAGAACGAGAUGUUGGGCUUCCACAGAACAAGCAAGACCAUCUGGAGGAAAACCACAUGAUCAGAGGACAGAGCACAGAUCCUGCUAUUAGUUCUGAGAAGAAAACUUACCGCAUUGAUGAGAACACAGAACGAAGAAACCACUAUUUGGACUUGGCUGGGAUUGAAAACUACACUUCCAGAUUUGAUGCAGACCACACAUUCCAGUUACCCUAUGAGGAUCAGUGUCAGGACAGCCCUGCACAUGGCAAUCGCUCUACCCACCAUCGAUGGUCUCAGCUUGAACGUGGCAGUCUGGGAAAGGCAGGUGACCGCCGCCUCCCCUUUCUCAGGUCUCUGCGAAGCCGCAGCAAAUCAAACAGGCUUCAUGGGCAUCACCCAGUCAGCUGGUGCUGCCCUCCUGCUCUACAGCAGCAGCAGCAGCAGCCUCUUCACUACAGUCACAGUAAGCGUGUUCAUGGCAGGCCACGUGAUGCCACAUCAGCCUCUAUGCCUUAUCCGAAGCUAGACUUUGAGCUGCAACCUGGAACAGGCAUUUCUCCUGGAGGGUUUAUGCCCAUGGCUCAGAGACAUGAGCACCAUCACCUACAUGAGCACCAUCAUCAUCAUCACCACCAUCACCAUCAUUACUAUUCCUCCUGACUGCUGCCUCUCAGAAAGAGAACCAGACUGGGAAUGAACAUUUAGCUGUUGACCCUUAAAAUUGCACAUACAAGUUUUUAUUUUAAAAAUCAUAUUUAGGGUCAGAUGGGGUAGGUCUGUCAACUGACUAAGGAAGGAAAAUAAACUAUGCAACUAUGGGUGCUAUGUGUAGUAAUACAUAACUUGCUCUUUUUCAUUAUCUACUAGUAUUAAAUAACUUUCACUACCUUAUAAUUUGAUCAAAUAUGCUUUAGUAGAUUUUGAACAAAAAUCCUAACAAUAUUGUGUGAUGAAAAAUGAUUGUAAAUAGAAUUGUGCAGAGUUUUGUCCUGGCAUAGACUAUAAUAUGUUCAUUUUUUCCUGAAAAUGUAGCUGAUAUUGCUGUUUCAGAAGACAGGUCAUAUGUUAAAGCCCAGAGGACUGAUAGAAAAUGUGUGGAUUUUCUAUAGAAAUAACCAAUCUUUUUUUAUACAACCUUUAUUAUGUAUGUUGAAAUUAUUGCAUAUGUGUGCAUUAAACGUAUAUAACAAUCAA